AAGCGAAUGAAACGCUCAGACAAAAGUACUUGUGCUUCGAUUCGGGAUGUGAAUCGAUCAGUCUGGGGAUUGUUACGCAAAUCAUAGCUGUAGCUCAAUUUGUUCAGUGGCAAGGACUUGUAUUUAUACUUUUAUUGACAGCUAUCAUAUAUUAUUUCUCAUUGUUCUUUUAAUCUUCACUCAAAUAAGACGUGAAAAUGGAAGAACUACCCCAGGAACAAAUUAAUAUCUUAAAAAAGGCCUUUGAAGCCUUCGAUCACGAGAAGAAAGGAUGUAUUGGCACUGUGAUGGUGGGAACAAUCCUCGGGAUGUUGGGCCAUCCUGUUGACGAUGAUUCGCUGAAAGAAAUUAUUGACGAAGUUGAUGAGGAUGGAUCUGGAGAAUUGGAAUUCGAAGAGUUUGUAACUCUGGCAUCUAGGUUCAUGGUAGAAGAGGAUACUGAAGCAAUGCAGCAAGAACUAAAAGAAGCAUUCCGUUUAUAUGAUAAAGAAGGUAACGGUUACAUUACAACACAAGUCUUGAGAGAAAUUCUGAGGGAGUUAGAUGACAAAAUCAGCCCUGAGGACUUGGAUAUGAUGAUUGAGGAAAUUGAUUCUGAUGGUUCCGGAACUGUGGACUUUGACGAGUUCAUGGAAGUUAUGACCGGAGGUGAUGAUGAAAGAUAAUGAAGAGGGCUAUGAGGAAUUAUACUAAAAUUAAUUGUUGUUCUGUGUUUUAUUAUUAAUACUGCAAUUAUAAGAUUAUAAAUUAUUUAUUACAUUGUUUAUUGAAC
Messenger RNA from Leptidea sinapis, 772 nucleotides. RefSeq names its product troponin C, isoallergen Bla g 6.0101 (gene TpnC41C). Lineage: Eukaryota; Metazoa; Arthropoda; Insecta; Lepidoptera; Pieridae. The transcript has 6 exons. The record is from RefSeq and is a predicted model, not a curated record. Gene Ontology annotation, molecular function: enzyme regulator activity; calcium ion binding. The coding region runs from base 198 to 665 and encodes 155 amino acids.